Molecule: messenger RNA, 4951 nt
Organism: Paramisgurnus dabryanus
Lineage: Eukaryota; Metazoa; Chordata; Actinopteri; Cypriniformes; Cobitidae
Product: rap1 GTPase-GDP dissociation stimulator 1
Biological process (GO): positive regulation of GTPase activity
Molecular function (GO): protein binding; guanyl-nucleotide exchange factor activity
Source: RefSeq, a predicted model, not a curated record
AACAAACAGUGUUUAUUAUUGAUGCCAUGCAAUAUCCAAGAGAGACGGGGUAUGAGAUAUCAGGUUAUGAGUGUUUUCCUCAGGCUAUUUGUCAACUGAUGAGCUUUGAGCAGCUUUAGGAUUUAGUGUGUCUUGUGAGAAGGGAGGGACGGAGACGGAGCAGCAAGAAUAGCUACUGGGAGAGCAGAGCGCAGGGGUGGGGAGAGCAGCAUCGUCGAGCGAGACGCAGAAAUAAUAGUGCAUGUGAAUUAGCCAAAGUGGAUGCGGCGGCGUCACUGACAGGCACAGAGUGAAAGUGAGAGAGUGAAUGACAGAGAGGCACUGGAGAAAUACGCAUGUGUGAGGAGCAGAGGAGGCACGGCUGCUGUAUUGACUUCAGGCAUUUUUAUGUUACACAUUCAGCCUCGAGAACGGCUGCUUCUUUGACCAUAAACACGUGCACAGAGUCACAGCAUCUGCAGAGAGACACGCAGACACCGAGAGGCAUCUGAUCCAGUGGACCUGUGGUCAUGGCAGAAAUAGAUUCUCUCAGUGAGGCUCUGAAGGGUAUCAGCGUCAGUACAGAGCUGGUGGAGGAGGAGCUCAAACCUCAUCUAGAUGUUCUGCUAAACCUCCUAUUGGAGAAGAAGAAAGGAACGGCAGAGAAAAUCGCUUCUUGUGGUGUUCUGCCCAUAUUGGCUCAAGUCCUGAGGAAGAAGAGUCCCCUAACCUCUCAGGUUACAUUGCUGGUCGCAGAGAUGGCCAGGGAAGCUUCUGUGAGGGAGCGCUGUAUUCAAGCGGGUCUGGUAACUGCAUUGGUGCCUUUACUGAACAACUCAGACCAGGAGCAGCUACUGCACACUGGUCGAGCAAUCGGACGCAUCUGCUUUGAAAACGCUGUUCAGCAGACAAAGCUGGUGGAGAAUGGAGUCAUCCCCAGGCUGGUGACCAUAAUGCAGCAGUAUCCUGAGAAUGACCCGCUGGUAAACGUCUGCCUGCUGGCCCUCUGCAACCUCGCUGAUGUGGAUGCUGCACGAGAAGCUUUGGCAGAUGUGAGCAUAGCAGAGGUUUUGACCUAUCAACUAAAACGAGCUCCAGAUGCAGAACGUCGACAUCUUAUAUUGGAGGUUCUUGGGUCAUUGGGAGAAAGUGAUGCUCUGAAGCUGCAGUUUGUGGAGUCAGGCGUACCUGAGGCGCUCUCUGAAAUGAUUCGAACCCUUCAGGGUGGCUCUGACAAACACGACCUCUGCAGCAUCAAAGUGGCUUCAAACCUUAUGGUGUCUCUUCUACUGGGAGACGAAUCAAUGCAAAAGUGUUUUAGUGAGGGGAUGGGGAGAGUCUAUCAAGACGUUCUCUCUUGGCUGCAGUCGACAAACACUGAGCUGCAGUUGUCAGGAGCUCUGGCCAUUGCCAACUUUGCCAGAAAUGAUAGCAACUGUGUAAAGAUGUUGGAGUUGGGGGUCGUUCCUCAUAUUUUGGACCUGUUGGAGCAGCAUGUAACAGAAGGAGAUGUUUCUGUACAGCACGCCGGCCUCAGUGCACUUAGAAACCUCGCCAUUCCAGCCUCCAAUAAGGUGCAUAUGUUGGAGGACGGGGUCACGGAGAGGAUCAGGACACUUCUGCGCUCUGACAUGCCCCCUGUCCAGUUCAAACUGCUGGGCACUUUGCGAAUGAUGGUGGACGGCCAAGAGGAAGCAGCUUCAGUGUUAGGGAAGGAUGAGGUUCUGUUAGCACGGGUCAUGGAGUGGUGUGAUGCUAAAGAUCACGCCGGUGUCAGGGGCGAGGCCAACCGUCUUUUAGCAGCUCUCAUACGACACAGCCGAAACCCGGAAGUCAUCCAUACUGUUAUUAAAGCAGAUGGAGUUCAACAUCUCAUCUCCAUGGCAACCAGUGAGCACGUCAUCAUGCAGAAUGAAGCUUUGGUAGCUUUGGCCAUUGCCUCGGCUAUAGACAUUGAGGCUGUUCAGGAACCAUUUCGGGAUGCAGAUCUACUGCCCACAUUGCAAAAAAUGCUAGAUGAUCCUGUUGUUGCAGUGGAGGUCAAAUUCAGUGCUUUAGGCCUCAUCUGCAGCCUUGCAAACUCUGGCAUUCUACGGGACCAAAUGACUUGUCUAAACCUAAGGGACACACUGUCCAAACUGUCUGCUCACACUAGCACAAAGCUCGCCAAGCAGGCUGACACAGUAAUGGCCGUUCUUUCAGAGACUGGCUAGACUUUGAAAGUGAUUACACAUCUGGGGCCGUAUUCACAAAGCAUUUUAUCUUAUCACUAAGAGUACUCCUAAAUCGCACUAAAAGAUUUUAGCUAGGAGUUUUCUCUUAAAAGUUAUUCAUAACGCCUUUCAGACCUACUUUUAGUAAGGAAAAAUGAUAACUCCUAAACUAAGAGUGAGUCUUCGUUGCUACGGAUGAUGUCAAUUCUCAUGCACGAGCUGCCUUGCAAUGACCAAAGUGAUUGGUUGUUAGAUGACAGGGCUGUCAUGCGUAACAUAACACAGACGCACCAAAUCAUGGAAUUACAAUAUCGAAAUAUGUCUGUGUCCUAUACAAAAUAAUAAUAGUAAUGCCAUCAAAAUGCAUAUAUUAAAGAAAAGUUGUGAAUUAAAUUAAAUUAAAUCAAGCCUAAUACAAAUGAAAACCGCCAAUUGCCUAAUAAUAAAACGACUUUGCAUUACUUGCUUGAUUAAUGUAGGCCUACAUCCUAUUAGCCUAAAUAGACUAAUUAAAGCAAGGAAAUGUUGCCCAUAUUAAAGAAGCCUGCCUAAUGUAAUAAAUAAAUGAUGGUGGAACUCGCCAAAAGAAAGCCCAAAUGGAUGCAGGAUCAGUUACUGCUGCUGGCCCAGUUGGUGCUGAAAAAAAGAAACGUAAUAAAAGGGAAAUUCGGCACUGAGAUAUCAAGCAAAACUAAGCGUGAGACAUGCGAGAAAGUGAUGCGCGGGUCAAUGUACAAAACAACUGGCACCCGACCAACGUUUUCAACUAACCCGCCCGCAACUCGGACCGCAAAAAAUAAAAAAUAAAUAGUGUACCCGACCCGCUCCCUGGCCAGCAUUUUUUUUAAGUAGUAAUUGCUUAAUAGUUAAUUGCCAUCUUUAUUUCAAACGACCCGACCGAACGCGACCCGAAUAUCAUAAAAAAUAUUUUUGGAUGACUCGUGACCGCGGGUGACCACAUGCAUCCGCUCAUUUCCGAUCAACCCGCGCAUCACUGGGGAGAGGAUUUGUUGCAGAUCAAUGCAACAUUCCCGCUUAUGUCGCGGACCCCGGACGAAUGCGAGAGGCGGUGGUAUAUGCAUUACAAUCGCAGUAGAGGGUUGAGAUUGCAGCCUUUAAACAGACUAGCAUGGCAACAGGUAUGCCUAUAAUAUUAAAUAUUUAAUAUCAUUAUUGUUUCAUGUAAUUCUAAAAAACUUCCUGCUUGUCAUGAAUGUAAUGAAUUAUGAAACAAAUGUCAUAAACAAUAUGCUUACAUUAAAGUGUGCUUUUAAGUAUGUGCAAUGCUAUUGAGUUGGUGAAACUGUCCAUGUUAAGGAGGAUCAGCACCUAAGACAUUUUAAGAUCCUUUGUGAAUAGGUCUUAGUGAGUUAGGAGUCCUCUCGACUUCUUUUAAGCUGUCCCAGACUUAGGUGCUACUUUUAGGGCUAAAAUGCUUCGUGAAUUACUCUUAGUGAAAAAAAUUAGGAGUCCUAAAUUUAGGAGUGACACGCCUAUUAUUUUUAGGAGUUGCUUCUAAAUUCGCCAGUUAGGAGCUACUUUUAGCCUUAAAAUUCUUUGUGAAUACGGCCCCUGAUCAACAGCCCUACCAUUGCAGACUUCUUCCACACUCAUCAUUUGUGCCGUUUCAUCUGAACUUACACAGCAAAUCCAUCUAGCUACGCAUGUAGUCAAACCAAAGCAAUACGCAUUUACCAGCCCAUUUUAGAAAAGAGAUAACGUCAGCUUGUCCAUACAGUAUCUCAUUUGUUGUCAGCUGUCCUAACAACAGGAACACUUGGAAGACAGAUAGCAAUGCUAACACUGCAGUCUACUGUAUCAUUCAUAAAACAGCUGUAAUGUAACCUACGAACCACUAAAACAAGUCCAGGACUGUUUAUUCCACGAGUUUUACAAUAACUAAAUUGACUAUCUAUUGUCCAUGAACUUCCAGUGUUGAGAACACUAGAUCUAGCAAAGCUGCUGUAUGAAGCUGAUUUGUAUUAAUGUACUACACUACUUUCGAUAUGUAUUAAUAUUAUAUUUGUCCUGUAAUUUCUGGGGUCAAACACAUGCUAAAUCAAUAUUUCAAUAGUUAUGUAAUGUCAAAUAACGUUUAGUAAAGAGAAAAUAUGUCUUGGGAUUUAAUGUCUAUUUUCAUAUCAUACAGUAGCUGGCCUUACUACUUUAGUUUUCUGGUGUAUGGCUUUUUGAUGCAGAUUUUUUGAUCAUGUUGAUCAUUUUAUUCUAGUUAGGCUACUUCUGAAUCUCCACAUCGUGAAAGCAAUAGCCAGAAACAUAUCAAGAAUCGUUCUUGAGCUUCCGAAGUCAAAAUUAAAAAAGCAAUCUAACACGUGUCAAUUCUGUUGUUGUAUUUGCUAUCUAUCUAUGAAUAUGACGUAAAAAUCUCACCGUUCGCUUUAUGUGCAGUCAAGGUCAGACCUCGGAGAAUGGAAAAAACACACCAAUUUUGUGACUAUACUGUGCAGGGAAAGUAAUGCUUUGCUGAAAAUAAUGUAUACAGUAGCAAUAUAACAAGCUGAAUGUUGUUCAUGCUUUGAUGGGGUUCAGACGUGGCCAAUUAGAAAGCAGAUAAAUGCAGCGCUGAAGAUCAACAUCCUGAUUUAGAAAGACUCUUCAGAGCUAGAAGGAUAGCACAAUCUCCACUAGUCCUUGAUAACUGCUACGCAAAUGGAUACCAUUUUUAAAUGAAUAGACUAUUUUUGUGUGUAUAUUGUAUGGUUUACCAGAACAGCUUGUUUCUGGGAAUAAAGUGAAAA